AUGUGGGCACGUGAAGUCUGUGCUCAUACUCUGUGUAAUGGUCAAUAUAUGGUAUUGAAGAGAUUGGCAUCAGGAAGUGAAGGAACUGUCUUUCAAUGUGUGCCUGUGAUGAUGAGUAGUGGUGGUGGUGGUGGUGGUGUGAGUUAUCCCAUGAUGAUGAUGAUGGAUUCUUUAAGUAGAGGUAGUAAUAAUAAUAGUAGUAGAGGUAGUAGUAGUAAUAAUAAUAGUAGAGGUAGUAGUAGUAGAGGCAGUAAUAAUAGUACUAUGAAUCAUUCAAGACCAACGAGUAUGAAUAUGAUGAUAUAUGGUAAUGGUGGACAUGUUGCUAUUAAGAAAUUAUCAGAAACGUUUGAUCGAAUCAAAUUAGAAGAAUUCAAAUGGCACUUGGAACAAGUGAGACAAUUAUCUCAUCCCAAUAUCAUUCCAUAUUUAGAUACAUUUAUUGAACAGAAAGGAGAGGAUGAAUAUUCAUGUUGUAUUGUCAUGCCCUUCUACAAAUCAACUCUUCAUCAAAGAAUAUUAGAUUGUAAGAAACUCAAUUUGAAAUAUUUACCAAAUUGGACAAGUGUUGCACUCCAAAUUAGUUUAGGUCUACAGAAAAUUCACAUGAAUCAUUUGAUUUUUAGAGAUUUAAAAACAGAGAAUAUUUUAAUUGAAUUGCCUUCCUUGAAUUCAACAGCAACGACCGCUACAACAACUACUGCUACUACUACAACUACUAGUAAUACUACUAAUACUACUAAUACUACUACUAGUGACAAGUCUAGUCAUCCUAUUCGUUACAGUAUGAGUGGUCAUUUGAGUCAUGAAUGGUCCCUUUCAUCAUUGUCUUCCAUGUCAUCGAAUCAUUUCAAUACAAUGCGAGUAGUCAUUAGCGAUUUUGGAUUAUUGAAACCAGUCCAUGAUAUUGAAAUGAGUUACAUGAAAGGAACUCCAAUUACUAUUUCACCUGAAGCAGUUACAGGUGAAUUUAAAGUCGAUCAGAGUUCAGAUAUAUUCUCAUUGGGAUGUGUAUUAUUUGAAUUACUAACAUUGGAUAUUCAAAUUGAAAUGAAAGUGAAUCGAUCGAAUGAUAUCAUGACGAGUCAUCCUAGAGAAUAUUCUCAACGUGUUGUUGUUGCAUCAAGUCGUCAUCCCAAUAGCAGUAGUAGUAAUAGUGGAAGUAAUAGUAGUGGAAAUAAUAAUAAUAGUAGUGUUCAUAGUCAUGCAGCAACAAAUUCUUCUUCUAAUACAACGAGUCAUUUGGUUCAACACACGAAAUUUCUCAUCAAUGAAGCCAUCAAAACCAAUGAAGCAGAAACUCAUUACAUUAUUUAUUCCAAAUUGAAAAAGAACAAGAUUCAUGAUUUUAUCAUUCGAUUGGUAUUGAGCAUGUUGAGAUUACAUCCCAAUGCUAGACCUAGUAUUGAUGUCGUUGUGGAUAUUUUGAAUGUAUUUAAUAGCAAUCAACAUUACCAUUCCAAUGCCAUACAAGAAUGUGUGCGACGGUAUGAUAAAUUAUUAGUGAAAUUACCAAAACAUAGAAGAGGAGGAAAUACAUAUUUCAUGUCAUCAUUUUCAAUCAUGAAGAGACAAGAAAUGAUUAGAGAUUAUUUGAAAAAAUAUCAUGAACAAUACAUGAAUGAUAGUAGAGGUACAAGAUUUAAAAUUUGUCAUUCUGAUGAUCAUCAUACCAAUCAUGAUAACCAAUUAAUCACAGUCAUGGAUUUAGUAGAACCUCAUCUAGGUGAAAUCUAUCAUGUCAGAAAAUAUUCAAACUUGAAAGAAUUUACAGAAAUGUCUUCUAAAUUCUCUCUAUUCCAACACAAAUAUCUUGUCCAAAAAUUAGAAGAAUUUAUGGGUACGAUUGGAUGUAGAAAUAUUUCUAACAACAACACACAUUACUAUUGUAUUGUAACGAAAUAUUAUCCAAUUUCACUUCGAACAUUGUUAUUGAACCACACCUCCAGUACUCUGAAUAUCUAUCUCUUUUCAGAAUAUGAAUUAUUGAAUUUAAUCUUUAAAAUCAUGCAAGCAGUUCAAUAUUUGCAUGAUCGACAAUACAUUCAUACUCAACUCACACUCGAUCAUGUAUUACUUGUACAUGAAAAUCAUUCAUGGAAUUCAACAAUAAUGAAUUCAACAACAAGGUGUAAUACUACUACUAUUGGCAGUACUGAUUUCAUCACAAGUGAGAAUUCCAUGAUGAUGGAUAUUGUCCUUUCAGGUAUUGAAUAUAUUGAAAAUAUUGAGAAUUUAGAGAGUACAACAACAACAACAACAACAACGAAUAACAAUCAUAAGAAGACUACUAGAAUGGCCAAGAAGAGGAAUCAUUCUACUUCAUUUCAUCAUCGACAACAACAAGUCCAUAUCAAGAUGCCCUCAAUAAGGUUUUAUUGA
This is a messenger RNA of Naegleria lovaniensis, 2382 nucleotides long. RefSeq lists its product as uncharacterized. NCBI's taxonomy places the organism in Eukaryota, Heterolobosea, Eutetramitea, Acrasida, Naegleriidae. The record is from RefSeq and is a predicted model, not a curated record. Gene Ontology annotation, molecular function: ATP binding; protein serine/threonine kinase activity. Gene Ontology annotation, biological process: protein phosphorylation; mitotic DNA damage checkpoint signaling. The coding region runs from base 1 to 2382 and encodes 793 amino acids. The transcript is spliced from 4 exons. Gene Ontology annotation, cellular component: cytoplasm; nucleus.